Opisthorchis viverrini is the source of this 2061-nucleotide messenger RNA. RefSeq lists its product as hypothetical. Gene Ontology annotation, cellular component: mitochondrion. Gene Ontology annotation, biological process: thymine catabolic process; L-valine catabolic process. Gene Ontology annotation, molecular function: methylmalonate-semialdehyde dehydrogenase (acylating, NAD+) activity; malonate-semialdehyde dehydrogenase (acetylating, [NAD(P)+]) activity. Lineage: Eukaryota; Metazoa; Platyhelminthes; Trematoda; Opisthorchiida; Opisthorchiidae. Bases 1 to 1593 code for a protein of 530 amino acids. The transcript is spliced from 10 exons. The record is from RefSeq and is a predicted model, not a curated record.
AUGCACUCUAUCCUCCGAUCUUCUGGAUCUUCUUGGUUAACCUCUCUUGUCUGUGCGCCUGCAUCUACACAUGCCACGGUUUCCGCAUCGCUCAUUUCGCCCAAAGUACAUUUGUUUGUCAAUGGCGAGUUUGUCCAGUCACGCACGCACGACUGGCUUCCUGUACACAAUCCGGCAACCAAUGAAUUGGUGUGUCAGGUUCCUAAGGCAACCGCCGAAGAGAUGAAUGCUGCUGUGCAAGCUGCGAAGGAUGCGUUCAAAGCAUGGUCCCAGACGACUGUGCUCACGAGGCAACAAAUCCUGCUGCGGUUCCAGCAACUGAUCAAAGAAAAUAUGUCCGAUUUGGCAUCUAUCAUCACAGCGGAGCAAGGGAAAACGCUUCCGGACGCUGAAGGGGAUGUGGCACGUGGUCUCCAGGUGGUCGAACAUUGUUGCAGCGUUCCAUCUUUGCAAUUAGGGGAAACAUUGGCCAACAUUUCCAGAGAUAUGGAUUUGCACAGCUAUCGAGUCCCACUUGGCGUGACUGCUGGCAUCACUCCGUUUAACUUUCCCGCAAUGAUACCUUUGUGGAUGUUUCCAGUUUCGAUCGCUUGUGGAAACACCAUGGUCCUCAAGCCUUCGGAGCGUGACCCGUCCACAGUGAUGCUGUUGAUGAAGCUGUUGCAGCAAGCAGGCCUUCCGGCUGGUGUGGUCAACGUUAUUCACGGUGCAGAGGAGGCAGUUCAAUUUAUAUGCAAACAUCCAGACAUUCGAGCGAUUUCCUUCGUUGGUUCGGAUGCAGCCGGACGGUAUAUUUACGAGACAGGAUGCCAGCAUGGCAAACGCGUCCAGUGCAAUAUGGGUGCUAAAAAUCACGGAGUCAUUUUACCAGAUGCCGCUCGUUCAAACACCCUAACUCAGUUGGUCGGCGCUGCUUUUGGUGCCGCUGGUCAACGGUGUAUGGCUCUCUCAACGGCAGUGUUUGUUGGUUCAGCGCGGGACUGGUUGCCGGAACUGGUUCAGCGAACCAAAAAGCUCCGUGUAAAUGCCGGCACAGAACCUGGUACAGAUCUGGGUCCAGUUAUCAGUCCGCAGGCCAAACAACGCAUCCAUGAUUUGAUUGAGUCCGGUGUACAGGAGGGUGCUCAACUCAUACUUGACGGACGGAACAUUCGAGUGGAGGGAUACGAGCGUGGUAACUUUGUGGGCCCCACCAUUCUGACCAACGUCAAGCCCCAGAUGCGUUGCUAUAAGGAGGAGAUUUUCGGUCCGGUGCUUUUGUGCAUCGAGGUCGAUGAUCUCGACGAAGCUAUUGAUCUGAUCAACCAGAACCCCUACGGGAAUGGAACAGCAAUAUUCACCACGAAUGGAGCUGCAGCUCGCAAAUUUACUCAUUCCAUCAACGUGGGCCAGGUCGGAAUAAACGUGCCCAUUCCCGUUCCUCUACCUAUGUUUUCCUUUACCGGGUCACGUGGUUCGUUCUUGGGCGAUACAAAUUUCUACGGGAAAUCGGGUUUUCACUUCUACACUCAAGUGAAGACGGUCACUCAGUUGUGGCUAUCAGAAACCGUCAAAUCAACCGAAUCGGCGACAGCAAUGCCUGUCAUGAAAUAGCUUUUUUCUCUCCUUUUUCAAACUACUUUCUCCCUUGCUUCUCAGCUUUGUGCCUCAUCUCUUUUGACUAACAUGUUGCUUGAUUUUGUACUCAUUAUUUUUCUACUGGUCGUUGUUUAAUUUUAAAUUGAUUACUGCGUGAUCUGUUCAUUUUGUGGCAUAUUUUUCCCAGUAUCCGUGUAGUGGUUUUUACGCUGGUCAAGACCUCGAGACCUUUCUGGAGAGAAAGUCUGUUUGGCUGAAACAAAGUAGCAUCAAAAGACGCUAAGAAACGCAUCAGUUGAGCAUCUUGUCAACGUAUCACACUGUAGACUCAGAAUUGGCUUUCUGGGUCGUCUGUUUUGGCCUGCAUUCUAGAGCCUUUCGAUUGUGAUUCUCGGCAACAGGUGAGACCACCAAAAUUAGUCUGCCAGACCCGAUUUUAUGCUAACAAGAGCAAUCCGUUCAGAAAUUCAGACUGCCUUGCCC